AUUCAAUAAAAUCUUCCGUCACCAUAGUUGUCACCUUCCUCUCUCGUGAUUCACUUUGGGGGGAAGAAGACAGGACAAACCGAUUUCAUCAGCAAUCCUCGUGCCAUUUCCUCUUUUCAACAAUCUUCCUAGAAUCCACUUUUUAGAUUCACUCACAACCCCAAACCCUCUCUGCAUGCUUCUCUUAAAACCUAACUAACUCUUCGCAAAUGGAGAUUUUGGAUUCUGGAGGCGUCACUAUCCCCACCGAGAACCGUGGUGCCGAUCUCGAUACGCUUCGUCACCGGAAACCGAGAUCCUCGGAUUCUUCCAACGGACUUCCUCCUGCUUCCGAUGAUGCUCCAGCUCCGUCUGACGUCAGGGAUCGGGUUGAUUCAGCUGCUAAUUUGGCCGGAGAAAACGAAAUUAGGGAAUCCGGAGGAGGAGGAGGAGAGGUGGAUGUAAGGUACACGUAUCGACCGUCGGUUCCAGCUCAUCGGAGGGUGAGGGAGAGUCCACUCAGCUCCGACGCUAUCUUCAAACAGAGCCAUGCUGGACUGUUCAAUCUCUGUGUAGUAGUUCUUGUUGCUGUUAACAGUAGACUCAUCAUCGAAAAUCUCAUGAAGUACGGUUGGUUGAUCAGAACUGAUUUCUGGUUUAGCUCUACAUCCCUCCGAGAUUGGCCGCUUUUCAUGUGUUGUCUCUCCCUUUCAGUCUUUCCUUUGGCUGCCUUUACCGUCGAGAAAUUGGUACUUCGGAAAUUCAUAUCCGAACCUGUUGCUAUCUUUCUUCAUGUUAUUAUCACCAUGACCGAGGUCUUGUAUCCAGUCUACGUCACUCUAAGGUGUGAUUCCGCCUUCUUAUCAGGUGUCACAUUGAUGCUCCUCACUUGCAUUGUGUGGCUGAAGCUGGUUUCUUACGCUCAUACUAGCUACGACAUAAGAACCCUUGCCAAUUCAGCUGAUAAGGCCAAUCCUGAAGUCUCCUACUAUGUUAGCUUGAAGAGCUUGGCAUAUUUUAUGCUUGCUCCCACGUUGUGUUAUCAGCCGAGCUAUCCACGUUCUCCAUGUAUUCGGAAGGGUUGGGUGGCUCGUCAAUUUGCAAAGCUGGUCAUAUUCACUGGAUUCAUGGGAUUUAUAAUCGAGCAAUAUAUAAAUCCGAUUGUUAGGAACUCAAAACAUCCUUUGAAAGGGGAUCUCUUAUACGGUAUUGAAAGAGUGUUGAAGCUUUCAGUUCCAAAUUUAUACGUGUGGCUCUGCAUGUUCUACUGCUUCUUCCACCUUUGGUUAAACAUAUUGGCAGAGCUCCUCUGCUUUGGGGAUCGUGAAUUCUACAAAGACUGGUGGAAUGCAAAAAGCGUGGGAGAUUAUUGGAGAAUGUGGAAUAUGCCUGUUCAUAAAUGGAUGGUUCGACAUGUAUACUUUCCGUGCCUGCGCAGAAAUAUACCAAAAGUACCGGCUAUUAUAUUUGCUUUCUUAGUCUCUGCAGUCUUUCAUGAGUUAUGCAUCGCAGUUCCUUGUCGUCUCUUUAAGCUAUGGGCUUUCCUGGGAAUUAUGUUUCAGGUGCCUUUGGUCUUUAUCACAAACUAUCUACAAGAAAGGUUUGGCUCCAUGGUGGGAAACAUGAUAUUCUGGUUCACCUUCUGCAUUUUCGGACAACCGAUGUGUGUGCUUCUUUAUUAUCACGAUCUGAUGAACCGCAAAGGAACGAUGUCAUAGGUGUGUCUGUUCUGAUACUACAACAGGGGAAAAUGUUGUUUUUUUUUAAUUACAAAUUGUCAAUUGAAGAAGGAAAGAAAAAUAAAAGUUUGUAUCAGCAAAAGUUUUGGUAGUGUUAAACAGACUUGGUAGAGAAUAAUCAGUUUGAGUUGUGUUUCUCUUUGUCUGUCACUGGAUCUAGGAUCUGCUGUUUCUUAUCCUGUAACAAGCCCAUAAAGGAAGGUGCGUUUAGAUAUUGGGUUUAGUUUUU
Molecule: messenger RNA, 1947 nt
Organism: Raphanus sativus (radish)
Lineage: Eukaryota; Viridiplantae; Streptophyta; Magnoliopsida; Brassicales; Brassicaceae
Product: diacylglycerol O-acyltransferase 1
Exons: 16
Coding region: 210-1697 (495 amino acids)
Biological process (GO): triglyceride biosynthetic process
Cellular component (GO): chloroplast envelope; endoplasmic reticulum membrane
Molecular function (GO): diacylglycerol O-acyltransferase activity
Source: RefSeq, a predicted model, not a curated record